Messenger RNA from Paracoccidioides brasiliensis Pb18, 1797 nucleotides. RefSeq lists its product as uncharacterized. The coding region runs from base 1 to 1797 and encodes 598 amino acids. Gene Ontology annotation, biological process: lipid metabolic process. The record is from RefSeq and is a predicted model, not a curated record. The transcript is spliced from 3 exons. Gene Ontology annotation, molecular function: triacylglycerol lipase activity.
AUGUACGCUCCUCACCUUCCAAGACCCAGCCCAUGUCCCUGUGCGAUAAGGCACAGAAACCCCGCCCUUGCUGUUAUCCUUAUUAUCCUUGACACCGCACGCCGUGCGACUUUCUUUCUUUUGACGCAGCUGUUGCUUGUGCUUCUUGCCCCGCUGGGAUAUAUCACUGACACGGGCUGGCAUCUGAUCCAGAGAUUAUUUGCAUGGUGGCUUGCGAAGUCGCCCCGGGCUGUGGCGCGGAGGCGCAUGGCGGCGGCGGAGAGCUUUGAGGAGUGGGAGGCCGGGGCGGUUUUGUUGGAUGAGGCGGUGGGGAGUGAUGCCUGGCGCGAGAGUCACCCCAGCAUCCACUACGACUACCGCGUGAUUAAACAGAGGCUGCGAAGCCUCAUCCAGGCCAAAAACAACAACGACAUCUGGGCCAUCGUCCAUCUCAUCCGGUCCGGCCUGGUGAGGAAUCUCGUCAACAUCACCUCUCCACAGCUCUACGACCACUCGCACUCCGGCACCAAACUGCUAAUUGAAGAGUACAUCGCCGAACUGGGGCGUGCGAUAGAGUACAUCACGGCACUGGAGACGGUGCCUCGCGACCCGAAAGCCUUCGACUCGCAGGAUAGGCUCCAAUUGCUGCAUGACACGCGACAGGCAUUCGGGAGAUCGACGCUGGUUCUGCAAGGAGGCGCCGUCUUCGGGACUUGCCAUCUGGGCAUUGUCAAGGCGCUGUUAUUGAGAGGACUGUUGCCGCGGAUCAUCACUGGGACUGCGACGGGGGCGCUGGUUGCGGCUCUUGUGGGGGUUCAUACGGAUGAGGAGCUUUUGCCGAUAUUGAACGGGGAAGGGAUGGUCGAGGCUAUAUCUGAUCGGCUGUUGGAGCGGAACCGUAGCAAGCGGCAGAGCAUCUUGGGGCUCCUCACGCGUGGUGAUGGCCACGGGUGGUUGCCGACUUUGAUCCGCCGGACCGAGGAAUACAUCCGAGAGAGCUAUUUUCCGGAUCUGAAACUCUUGGAGGAAUAUGUCAAGGCUACUGUUGGUGAGAUGACUUUCGAAGAGGCGUUUGCGAAGACGAAGCGUUCUCUGAAUAUUACUAUACCGAUUCCCGGGAAGGCGGGCACGCCGAAUUUGCUUAAUUAUCUGACCGCGCCUCAUGUGUUGAUAUGGUCCGCCGCCGCCGCCUCGAACGUGUCCUCCGUAAUUUCGUCUCGGGUGACGUUAUACUGCAAAGAUGAGACAGGAGCCAUCGUUCCCUGGCCCGACGGCGACGGCCUCUUUUUCCGGUCCUGGCGCGAACUCGGCUGCAGCGAUCGCGAAUGCCCCCUCUCCCGCCUCUCAGAACUCUUCAACGUAAACCAUUUCAUCGUCGCCCAAGCCCGCCCUUACCGCAUGCCCCUCUACCUCCCCGAAGAGCAACAGCGGCCUGGCAAGGUGCGCCCGGCCAGAUGGACCUUCAUCGAACGCACAGGCCGCAUAGUGAAUCUGGAGAUCCGCCAUCGUCUGCGGCAGCUGGAUAGUGUAGGCCUGUUGCCGACGCCGCUCCGUCGGCUGUUGAUUUACGAGGAUGUGCCUGGGCCUCAUCUAACGAUUUUGCCAGAGUUGGGGGUUUGGGAUCUAGGGCGGGUGUUUGAGAGGGUGGAUGCGAAGGCGGGGUUGGGGUUGGGGAAGUGGAUUUUGAAGGGGGAGAGGGGGGUGUGGCCUGCUGUUGCGGCUGUCAGGGUCCGGUGUACGGUUGAGCUGGCGCUGGAGAAGGGGUACCAGGUUGUGAGACCCGUGUCGAAGCCUGGGUUCGGGGUUGGGGAUGAGUAA